CUUCCGAUCCAUCCGCGAACGAAUUAAAGAUCAGUUCCUCACCGUUGGCGCCUCUGCAGAAAACGCAGGCAGGCAUUGCUGGUCGGAAAUGUCUGACGAUGAUUUUGCUCCGGCAGCAAGGUUGGUCAAUUUUGUGUCCGAGGAUCAGUUGGCUGAAGCUAGGCGAACUCGAGGUCCACGAGUCGAGGAUGGUACUGCUCAGAGAGAUAGACCUCUCUUUGAGAUUUUGAGAGAAAACAAAGACAAGCGUGAUGCAGAAUUUAAUGAAAGGUUCAAGCAUAGGCCACCAAAAGCUUUGGAUGAAGAUGAGACUGAGUUUCUUGAGAAAUAUGAGACGUCAAAGAGAGAAUAUGAACGCCAAAUAGCAGAUGAUGAAGCUGAACAGUUGCGAAGUUUCCAAGCUAGAGUGACAGCAAAGUCUUUGAUGGUUCAUGAGCUGAAGGAAGUACCUCCUCCUCCGAAGGAAGAGGAGUUGAAGAAGCCUAUCAACAGGAAAAACCCGCAAUCUAAUCCUUUAGUCCGUUUUAUAAAAGUUGUGCCGCAAGCAAAGAAAGCCAAACUUGAUCCACAGGCUGAGACUAACGAACCUCUUGAUUCUGGUAAGGCUAAAACUUCUAGUGUAGUAACUGCUAAUGUUGGUUUAGUUUCAUAUAGCGAUGAAAGUGACGAAGACGAUUAGUUGCCUCAGAUAAUUAUGGGGAAAAUACUUUCAUCUACUUGUUUAUUUGAACUUUCUGGUUGAGUUAGGUCCAACACUUGAAAAUGGAUUUUAAUGUAGAAAGCAUAGAAAGAAAUCCUUGAAUUAAUUGUUUGAUUAUUAAA
Messenger RNA from Impatiens glandulifera, 822 nucleotides. RefSeq lists its product as uncharacterized. Lineage: Eukaryota; Viridiplantae; Streptophyta; Magnoliopsida; Ericales; Balsaminaceae. Gene Ontology annotation, cellular component: nucleus. The coding region runs from base 89 to 679 and encodes 196 amino acids. The record is from RefSeq and is a predicted model, not a curated record. The transcript has 7 exons.